AGUUCCACCAUGACUAAGUUCGCCUUAUAUGGCCUUGUAUUUUCUGAUUUUUGCUUGAUCAAAUAUUUGUCUAUUAACUUUCUUAUUUAUAAACUCAAAGUAACUUGUUUCUACAAAAAACAUGACUAAGUGGCGUUAUUCGUCAUUCUGGUUAAAAAAAUCUACUUUUUUUUUAUCCAUUUGCUAAAAAAGAGAAUACAGAAAAAGUAUCUACAGUCGAAGCGCAAUUUAAUGAAAAUCAUAAUUUUGAAUCAAAUUUUGGCAGGAGUUCAACUGAAAGAGAUGUGAGGGGCUCAUUGGAUUUAAGCUUGAAGUAAUCUUUUGCAUAGACUUAAUUCAUAAGGUUGACUAAGCGCAAAAUUUUUAUGUGACUGUGAAUGCUAAACGGUAGACGCUUCCAAGAAAGUGCAUGGGAUCUCGAUCGAAUUAAGAUAAUAUUAUCAGAUCGAAUGCUUAUGAUCGCCAGAUUCACAAUCUCGCCAUCAUUGGCAGCGGGUAUAAAAAAGAAAGCGUUGCUAGAUCUAAUCCUAGUUGAUAGCCAGAUGUUUGUCGGACUGAAGGUGUUUACUUCGAUGCUGCUGCCGAUUAUUUUGCUGGCACACUUGGCUAGUUCUGCUUCUCAAGACUGUAAGACCGAUGAGAAAUGCAUCAGAAUGGAUAAGUGUCCCCUCAUGGUCAAACCGGAGUACACGAUGCGAACAAUCAGACACAGGCAUUGCCGCCCCGAUAUAAAAACGAUUGAGAGCUAUUACCACGAAUAUAUCUGCUGUCCAGGACAAGGUAACGUGCUGCCAAAUGAGGAGAUCUGUGGACAAAGGCCUCCCACUAAUCGGGUUAUGAAUGGCAAACAAGCUGAGCUGAACGAGUUCCCCUGGAUGGCCCUGAUUCUAUACCAGAAUCGUAUAACUUUAAAGCCGAAACCGAAAAUCAUUUGUGCGGGAUCCCUGAUCAAUCACCGCUAUGUCCUGACCGCAGCACACUGCGUGAGCAUCGGGUAUUUCCCUCCGGAUGCUGAGGUCAAGGCAGUUCGCUUGGGCGAGCAUGACCGAUCCUCCGAUCCAGACUACAUCAAGCUGUUGAAUGGGAAGUGGCACUGGGCUCCUCCGCAUCUGGAAGUCGACGUGGAGGAGAUUAUCAAACAUGAGUAUUUUAACAGUAACUUUCAAAACGACAUCGCCCUGCUGAGACUCCAACUGCCAGUACGCUAUACCAAAGCAAUCGCUCCCAUUUGUAUUCUGGGAGGUCAAAUCACGCCGAAUGCCUACAAAAGAUACAUAUUGGAAAUAGCUGGUUGGGGCAAAGCGGAAAAGCACACACCCAGCCAAGUCUUGCGAAAGUCGUCUAUCAUGGAAGUGACCGAAGAUAAGUGCCCAACUCAUUUUAAAAUCUCGCUGGAGUUCCAAGUCUGUGCUGGUGGUCAGUUCGGAAGGGACACCUGUGUGGGCGACUCCGGCGGUCCGUUGAUGGCCACCAUGGGAAAAAGCUUAGCAGAAUUCGUCUAUUUACUUGGUAUCACCUCCUACGGAUAUAUAAAGUGCGGACAGCUUAACCAUUCAAGUGUAUACACCAAAACGGAAUCUUAUUUCUAUUGGAUACAGCAGAAUUUGAGGCCUUAAACAUUUUGAAAUUACUUUCAAAAGUUAAGCAUUCUUCCUUUUUGCUUUUGCUUUUCUCGAUCUAUGC
This is a messenger RNA of Drosophila gunungcola (fruit fly), 1683 nucleotides long. RefSeq names its product spaetzle-processing enzyme-like. Gene Ontology annotation, molecular function: serine-type endopeptidase activity. The record is from RefSeq and is a predicted model, not a curated record. NCBI's taxonomy places the organism in Eukaryota, Metazoa, Arthropoda, Insecta, Diptera, Drosophilidae. Bases 378 to 1616 code for a protein of 412 amino acids. Gene Ontology annotation, biological process: proteolysis. The transcript has 3 exons.